CUAAAAGAGCAACAUUGGAAACCCUAAAAACCUAGCCGCCUCCUCCUCCUCCUCGCACAAUUCUCUUCCUCUCGAUCUCUGCUCUCGCCUGGUCGCCUCAUCACAGUCGCUCGCCGCCUCGCCUUUAGCCCGCAGUCGUAGCCUCGCCUCAGGCCCUCCAUCGCGGCCAGGCAUCGCAGUGGUGGCCCUCUUGGUCACCUCAGUCUCUGCUUUUCCUUUGGCCCUUCCUUGUAGUCGCGGCCUUGCCUCCACUCCCUUGGCCUUUGCCUCCACCCUCCAUCGCCUUCUUCAAUGAUUCUCUCUCCCUUCGCACUUGCAGACGAGCCCCAGAAACCCACCGUAAUUCCAGAAACGCGUGUUGGGAAGAGUUCAUUACGUGUCGGAUUUUUCAACGACCGUGUGUCUGAACGUCUCGGACACGGAAGGUCUCGGAGCGUGUCCGUGCUUCAUUAUGUGGCACCAGACCAUUGCAGUUCUUUUUUAGUACGUAGUGCUACUGGCUGGAUCUGCAUUUAGAUUUGCAAGUGCAGAGGUGUCCCAAGAAGAAGACCAUUCCUAGUUUAGAUCAGAUGGAUCGGUUUUUAGAAGAAGCAGCAGCAGCAGCAGCUGAAGGGGUCAAUAUCGAAGGGCUGAGAGACUUGAUCAGAAGGGACGGGCGCUACCUGCAGGAGCUGGCUGACAGAUGGGACGGUUACACGCCGUUACACGUCGCUUGUGCGGCCAACCUUUUGAAUUUAGUCAAAGAGCUCCUGACGCAGUUGCCAGAUUUCGCGGGAAGAAAGGACAAGUAUGGUUUAAGUCCGCUUCACAUCGCGGCAGCUCACGGUCAUGUUGAGAUCGCGGAGGAGCUCGUGAGAGGGCGUGAAGACCUGUGCUCUGUGAAGGGACUGGAAAAUAAAAUCCCUUUGCAUUAUGCCAUCGAAAACGGUAAGUUUGAAGUCAUGAAGGUACUGCUUUCCGCUUCGCUUGAGUCCGUCAAAGAGACAACCUCCCGAAAGGAGACGGCGCUUCACCUCGCCGUGAAGAACGACCAGUUUGACGCCGUUACUGAGUUGGUGACGCAUCUGAAGCGGCACCAUAUGAAGAAGGAGAUCAAUCGGAAGGACAACGAAGGCAAUACCGCCUUGCAUCUUGCUGUCGCCGCCAAAAAUUUCCAGGUGGUUGACUUCAUGCUUCGCCAGCAUUCUCUGCGGCAUGUGUUUGUGAACGUGAAUGCCCAUAACAAUCGUGGCAGGACGCCUCUAGAUUUCUCGGGAAGGGAAACAGGAGAUAGGGCGAUCAGAGGAAUCCUCAAUGCAGUUGGAGCCAUGCACGGAAGAGGAAGACAUUCAUCACUGGUCUUGGUGGAAGAGUCAGGGACCGACGUACGCAAUGCCCUGCUGGUCGUUGCCGGGCUCAUUCUGAACGCAACCUUCCAAUCUGUGCUUCAGCCUCCACACUUUAAAACAAAAGUUGACGAAACUCACACAGAAGGCUUCCUCGCAUCCUACGCAUCUUAUAUGACUGGUUUUUUGGGCAGGGACUUAGCGUACAUCAUCUUUGUAAUCGGCAACACAUUCGGAUUCUUGGUGUCAGUCCAGAUGAUCAUUUGCCUUACCAGAGAUCUCAUCGUCAGGCUGCCGGUGCUUCUCUCUAUGACCUUAAUGGUUCAAACUUACUAUUGCCACACGUAUUACCUGCCGUUCAUGAUGCUAGAAAAGGAGUUCAGUCUGAAAAAUGCGCAAUUGUUGAGUGUGCUACCGCUAAUGAUUCCAAUUCUUCUUCUACUGUUCCAGAGGCCGUUGGCGCUAGCUUUAGAAUUUUACUUGGAAAAGCUCUCUCUGUUUGACCACCUAAGGGAUAUGUACCAUAUAUGAGCCUAAUUUGUCGUUAAUGAUUGUAUUCUCUUUCCUUGAGGUUGAGCUAGGAAAUGCAAGCCUCUAGUAGUGUCAGAUGGAGUUUGUUCGACAAGGUCAGAUGUCAGUUUGAUGUCCUUAAUUCUCUGCAGUUGAUUGUGUGAUGUUUGCAA
This is a messenger RNA of Eucalyptus grandis, 2008 nucleotides long. Its product is annotated as ankyrin repeat-containing protein BDA1. The record is from RefSeq and is a predicted model, not a curated record. The coding region runs from base 570 to 1856 and encodes 428 amino acids. Lineage: Eukaryota; Viridiplantae; Streptophyta; Magnoliopsida; Myrtales; Myrtaceae. The transcript is spliced from 2 exons. Gene Ontology annotation, molecular function: protein binding.